Glycine soja is the source of this 2190-nucleotide messenger RNA. RefSeq names its product thioredoxin-like 3-2, chloroplastic. The transcript is spliced from 6 exons. Lineage: Eukaryota; Viridiplantae; Streptophyta; Magnoliopsida; Fabales; Fabaceae. Gene Ontology annotation, cellular component: chloroplast stroma. The record is from RefSeq and is a predicted model, not a curated record. Bases 196 to 792 code for a protein of 198 amino acids.
UCAUAUUACAGAAUUCGUACGAACUACAAUUUCCCUACUUACAAACGGAACUAAACUAAACACGCGUGGAAUCCACCGGCAGGAAAAUCCCGUGUCACCUCACUCCUAACAAAUCACUGUAAUUCUUGUUUUUUUGGUUUGACCAAUUAACACGCACACUUUCUUCACACCAUUCCGUUUCUCCAUUUCCCAGCAAUGUCACAACACAUUCGAAUUCUUCCGCAUCCACCACUCUCCUCAAUAACCCCAUCAACCAAACCCGAUUCACUACCCCUCUGCUUCAGCUUCGGCUUCAGGUUCGGGUUCCAUUCCUCCGCCUCUCCGCUGAUUUCCCUCUCCUGUGGCUGCGCACACCAAACCCCUCCGGUUCGGUUGAGUCCACAACAAGGGUCAUCGCAAGAGGAGGAAGAGUCUGCUUUCCUUUACCUUCAACCUAUUUCCAGCGAAAACCACUUCGACCGUGUCCUCGCCAAGGCUCAAACGCUCGACGAAGGUGUCGUUGUCGUUUGGAUGGCAAAUUGGUGUAGAAAAUGUAUAUAUUUAAAACCAAAAUUGGAAAAGCUGGCAGCAGAAUAUUAUCCAAGAUUGCAGUUCUACAGUGUUGAUGUUAAUACAGUUUCGCACAAACUUGUUACUCGAGCCGGCGUGACUAAAAUGCCAACCAUACAACUGUGGAGAGACAGCAAGAAGCAAGGGGAAGUUAUUGGUGGCCAUAAAGCAUAUUUAGUCAUAAAUGAGGUUCAGGAGAUGAUUGAGAAUGAGUGCCGCACAAGUUUUUGUGCAGCAGAAUAAUUUUCCUCUAUUAUAAUAUAUUUUAUUAAUUGGUUUUACGGUACUACAUUAAUUUUUUGCCCAUACAUGUAACAAAAGAAACUGUUAUUUUUGCUACAUUUUGUUUUAGGUUUUCCCGAAACCAUAUUUUUUGAAGUAUCUUGUUUUCGUUCGAAGGUGUUCAAAACCUUAUAAUUGAGGGAUAUAUAUAUAUAGGGAUGCUUGUCUUCUGAGUUUAAGAUCUCAAAUUUUCAUAAUUUCCUCUUCCAAAGUAUUUGUCGUUUUAUGUUAAACAAUUUAGGUGUAGGAGAGAGGGAUAGGUGGCAUAGUGGAGAGGAUCAAAUCUUUGAUGUACACCCCAAUCCAAAAGAUUAGGGAUGGAGCUGGUUAAUCUACAAGACCACUGGCUCUAAAAGCCAAGGAAACCACUACACAUUUCCCUUAGGAUAUUAGCAUAGUGUUUGUGCCAAAGAAUGAUUGUACAUUAGCUUGAAAAGAAGGACAACUUAGUGCAUGAGAUUCCCACCUAAGGGGGUCCAGGGAGGGUAGAUGUAUGCAGCCAUUACCCGUGCAAGCAAAGAAGCUGUUUUCAGGAUUUGAACACAUUAAGGAAUAAAAUGACAUGGAGAUGGAUUUCUCAGCAACUUAUUACCACUUUCAACACAAGCACAAAGGUUUCUGGUGGCACAUCUCUCAGUUUAGGCCGAAUGUCAAGUUGGGGUAGAACAUUGGCACCAUAUGUAGAAACCAUAAAGGUUUUUCCCUCUCUCAGCAUGCAAGUGAAAGUAGACACAAAUUGAAAUGAAGGGCUCGGGGCAUCAUGUAAUACUGACCAGCCUCCACGACCUCAUCAAACCACAUCCGAGCAUUUAAGUUGUGCGUAGUGGAGUUGCAACAAAACCACCCUAGGUUGAACCAAGCCACAAUUUUCCUUCUACUGAGGUGACACAUCUUAGCACCAAACUGUCUCGUCCUGCCAAACAACCUUUAUACCUAGGAUCAACAUCAACAUGAAUGAUCACAGCUACUCAAAUCUCUCACCACUAAUCUGUAGAAGGAAAAUUAUUAGUUUUCACCCAGUCGAAGGAAAAUUUUGGCCUUUCUUUGGAUUUAUCUCUCUACAUGACUUUGUCAUGUUAAAAAAUAACAUAAAAACCCAUCCUUAAAUAACCAAAGCUUCUUUCCAGCAUGACGUGGCCUUUAAAGGAAGUGUAAGUUGGCUACUUGAUCUCUUCAUCCCAUUGAGAGACCAAUUUACAUAUUCUAUUUAGGUUGACUUAAAAUGUGGUGGCAGAAUUGCAAGUUAAAAUUCUUAUCUUCAUUGAGCAAAGGUUUUCCUUUGAAAAGCCUUAUGCUCUUCCUUUAUGAUUAAUUUUACAAAGAAACUUCCCCAAUUAAAUAGUAGCUACUUUAAUCUUA